CGGCGAAAGAGGGCUGAAGCUGACCUGAGCUUUCCCACGGAGGAGAGACGGCGCCAGGGCGAGGUGGGGAACAAGGGAGUGUGGCGACGCUCACGGCCAGCGGUGGAUUAUCCCGGUCAGUCUGCGUCUGCGGCCUGCGAAAUGCGCGAGGAGGACAAGGGCAUGCUCGGUGGUGGUGGCGACGACGCGGGCCUGGCCAACGCCUCGGCGCAGGGGCAAGUGGAGACCGUGCGGCAGCUCCUGGAAACCGGUGCGGAUCCCAACGGAGUCAACCGCUUCGGGAGGCGGCCGAUCCAGGUCAUGAUGAUGGGCAGCACCCGCGUGGCCGAGCUGCUGCUGUGCCACGGCGCGGAGCCCAACUGCGCCGACCCUACCACCCUCACCCGACCUGUGCACGACGCGGCCCGGGAGGGUUUCCUGGACACGCUCGUGGUGCUGCACCGAGCCGGCGCGCGGCUGGACGUGCGCGAUGCCUGGGGCCGCCUGCCCGUGGACCUGGCUGAGGAGCGGGGCCACCGCGCUGUCGCCGGGUACCUGCGCGCAGCCGCGGGGGGCACCGAAGGUGGUAGCCACACCCUUACGGAAGUUGCGGAAGGUCCCGGCAGUGCAAAGACUGGCGGUUUAGGACAGAAAGGCCGGCUGGAGCAUGCACACAGCGAGAUCAGAGAAGAAGGUCAAAGAAAGGAUGCUAGGUCGAAACGUGGAUUUUGUUCGAGAAACUUUCGAAAGCCAUUAGCGGGUUUGGGAGAGAGAGCCUGGGGAGAAACAGGACAGGACUGGAACCGAAUGUUCCUAUACGCCCAGCCGCUCCGGCGCCUCAGGUGCCCUCAGCUUACGCGCAUCGCCCAGUCGCUCUGCGUCAGGUGCAAGAGACGCCUGCAGAUACGCGAAGAGCCUGGCGUUGUGUGUGGCAUGCCCUCAGCACGCAUUAUAUACCCGGGUUUUCCUGUCGCAAGCCCGCCGGCGGCAUGCCUGCGCCCUCCCUGCCCUCGCCUGGCGGGCCUGGAGCUCGGCGAGCCCGAGCAGCCAGCCGAGCAGUGCAGGCGGGAUCUGCGGGAUUGGGGAGUCGGGCUGCUGACGGGGUCCAGCCUUGACGGAGAGACCCUGUGCCGAGGGGUGGGGAUAUUGAUAAGAGGCCAGCGAAGCCGUCUGAGAACCUUGCUCAUAAGUGUCUGA
This is a messenger RNA of Odobenus rosmarus divergens (Pacific walrus), 1176 nucleotides long. RefSeq names its product 2-5A-dependent ribonuclease-like (gene CDKN2B). Gene Ontology annotation, biological process: regulation of cyclin-dependent protein serine/threonine kinase activity; negative regulation of cell population proliferation. Gene Ontology annotation, cellular component: nucleus. Gene Ontology annotation, molecular function: protein kinase binding; cyclin-dependent protein serine/threonine kinase inhibitor activity. The record is from RefSeq and is a predicted model, not a curated record. The transcript has 3 exons. The coding region runs from base 142 to 1176 and encodes 344 amino acids. Lineage: Eukaryota; Metazoa; Chordata; Mammalia; Carnivora; Odobenidae.